Messenger RNA from Pseudo-nitzschia multistriata, 4526 nucleotides. Lineage: Eukaryota; Bacillariophyta; Bacillariophyceae; Bacillariales; Bacillariaceae. The record is from the annotation of a GenBank genome assembly.
CCUCGCAGUCGCCAUACGUACCAGAUUCUACCAGUGCCGUGUGCGCCUUUUCUUUUUCAUUCAACUGUUCCUGUAAUAGAACAAGUUUCCUACGAGCUUCUUGAAUGGCAGGUGUAUCUUCAAUCUUGGCAGUAACUGCUGGUUUAGAGUGACCAGAACCGCCGCCAAURGCGCCACCUUCGUCUUUUGAUUCURCUUCGUUAUCAUCGUCUUCUCCAAGGUUAUCCGGWGUUUGCCCGUUGAUACGAGCCCAUACUGCUCCACCGAAUUUUCUCAAUGCUGCACGAUCUUGUAACGCUCCUUCCCAGUCMACUGUACCAUCAUCUCGUACAUAAAGCAAGGGCCCGAUUGCAGUGGUUGUUGCAUUGACUUCCCCCCCAGCUCCMGCAUCKUCGGAUUUCGAUACCAGACUUGAGAGCUCGGGCACCUUCACUUGCUUCAAGAAGGAAGAUGCCGAUUCUUCACUAUUGGAGUCGCCAUUUUCUAGGUCGACACUAUCAAGUACGCGUGAAAGAUUAUCCCUCGUUUUCAGAAGCCUCCUGUAAAUCACAAAAGAACUAGUCAGAUCCUUCCUAUCCCAAUGGAAUUACAGAAUACGCGCCAAAACCCUAGAACAAACCAAAAAGAACGAAGCAGCGUUGAGUAUUUUAAUGUACGUACUCCAUGAGCAUCAUCCGCUCUUCAUUACUAUAGGCAUACCGGCCCAUGCCAACACCUUCAUCGAUUUUCAACACUCCUUUCUCGUCCAUAAAAUCCAWAUCGUCUACAAAGGCUUGACAUGUCAUAUCUUCAAUUCGUUUCGUGACCUGCGAUAGCAAUUUCUCGUAAUCGACKGCUCGCUUUUUGGUUUUGCGAGAGUUAUUCGAAGGUGCAGCUUGCGAAGAUAGGUUUCCAUCGCUUCCUUUUCCAUCGAUUGAAGUUGCACCUUCCGACUGUCGUUCGACUGAAAGAGCAAACUCAGCUGCUGUCCAGUCCUCUAAGGUUUCUCGAAUCCACAUCACAUCCUUCAACUGUCGAAAUUUACUGACCGAUGACGUCAAUGAGUCUUUCUCUGUUUUUCCCAUUUCMUUGCCCCCUAAGUCUUCGUCAUCUACAUCCGAUGAAGAAACGCGGGGAUCUCCUACUGAAGAGACAAAAAGUGAAGUGCGAGCUGCGCUACUUGUUCUCGACGAUAGUAGCAACUGAGCGGUCGUGACRGACUUCGAAAAUCCGACCGACCGCCCCUCCAUUGGUUUCGAAGAAUCGAUGGGUGAUAAAAACUGAAUUCGUUGGUAUUGCGAAGGGGAGAAAGGGGAUACCAAAGAUUCGACGAUCGYACUUGAAAGGAUCAAUAACACGGCGGCGGCACUUGUUACUUGUCGCCCUCGGUGGGCAACCGAAACUUUCGAAACCGUCAUGAUGCUGAUUUCAUCUAAAAUGUAUCGGGKCCUUUUUGUUCGACUUGGUCUGUGAUGUAGCUUCGUACGUCGUUUUUGAAUACCACUGGGAAUCGGUUAUUGCAGGUGUCAASAGGUUGUUGUUAUGAACAGACACUCUUUUCGAUGAUUCAAUUUUCUUUUCCUCUUCAUAUGGCACGACUGCGACUAACUACCAUUGAAAUUUUUGCGUCUCUUCGUAGAUUUGUAGACAGAAAACGGUGAUUUUCACUCACUUUCCUGCGCAGCUGCGAGCAGACGUCCUACAGUAUCUUCUGUACCAGAUUUACGUGCUGUCGUGUUGGGUUGUACUAAGCAGAAAUUUUUGGUACGCAAAAACCGUUACUUUGUUCUUCAUCCUGUUCUUGUUGUUAUCUUGUUCAAUUUCGUUCGUUGUGGUUGGYUAAUCCGAUGCCUUGAACUUGAACAACUUGCGUGCUCCAUGCUAGGCAAUCACAAACAAGCACGCGUAACUUAAAGAAAUUGAAAAAUUGCAACUACACAUUAAAUUUCCAAAAACUCUUACACGUACCGUAGCCAGAAAUCAAAAAUGAUGUUCUGACAAAAAAAUAUCUKUUUCACGCAAACAAGGGGAAUCCCGCAAGUGAAAGUUCGUCUUAAUGAAGAAACCGAGAUCGAUCAAAACGAYCMUCACGCGGUUUUGGAAUCACUCCAUCCAAUCAGUAUGAUACCUCCUGCAGUAAAGAUAGCAGUGAAUUUUAAAUGACCGAAUGAUGGAGCGCUUGCUGUUCAACUUGGUUCAAGAGAGAAACGAAAGAGAGACCCUCCCGUUUGUAGCUAUCCACGACUCGAACGCUACGCUGUUGAAGGAAGCCGAUGCCUGGCAAUACAAGUGUGAAGAAUUAGAGCGACAAGUUGUUGCAAAGCAAGAAUAUUUGGAAAGUGUCGCUGCAAACAGCGGUAUCUCCAACCAUGCAGUUAGUGAUGGUGACAAUGGCGAUGAUGAAAGACGCGAGGAGAAGAAGCUGGUGGAGCUUCACUAUGCCGAAUCCGCUGCUCUCAAGAAUGAACGAAAGAUGAGAGAGGAACUAGAACGCCUUCGAGGCCAAGUCAAAACUCAAGAGGAACGGCACGAAAAAGACGCCCAAGAAGCAAAAGAAGCCGAGCAAUCCCACUCGGAUCUCAAUGAACGAUACAAGRCUCAAGAACAAAAUCUUGUCGCGUUGCAAGAAAAGAACGGCAGGCAAGAGCGCGCUCUGGAAUACUUGAGCACAAAGGUGAAUGACAGCGAACAGCGAGCCAAUCUAGCUGAACAUCAGUGCAUCGGCCUCAAAGACACUAUUCGGCUUCUUCAAGAGGAAACCGAUAAAUUGAAAAAGGAUUAUCGCAAUCUUGAAACACGAUUCAUCGAGGAGAAGUCGCGCUUGUCGAGCGAAGUGAAUAGCCUCAACGAAAUUCUAGAGCGACUCAAAGGAGAAACGGAAAAUCUUCAAUCGAUUAAGAAACAAGAGGAAAAGCGACAGAGCUGGUUCGGUUUUGCUAGCAGCAGCAGCAAAGAAAACAAAGUCGAAGCUAUGUCACAAACAAUGGCAAGAGCCACUACAGUCAAUCCAUCCGAUACAAGAACAGCAAUCCACAAUAGAUUUGAAAAGGACGAAUGUGGCACUGAUUAUCGCAGAAAAAAAGUCGUUCCCGUUUCGGUUGUCGUGCCUUCAAAGCCGAAGCACGUUAUACAGGCGCAUCGCCACGAGGCUUCUUGUGUAAGGUGAGUACUUGGCACAUUUCGAACUGUCUUGAAGAGAAGAUCUUACACSAAGCAAAAUCGACGAUGAGCUCUAACCUCUUUGAUGGAUCAUUGUACAAAAACUGGACAAAGGAGCGAUGAUUCAGGUAUGAUUGUUUCGUGUGGGCUUUUGGACGGGACCGUCAAGAUUUGGAAUGCAUCAGAUGGAUCAAUGAUCGCAAGUUUAAAAGGGGGGAGCGGCAACUCUAUAGUCUCUUGUGACGUUGAGAAUGGCCGUGCCGCUGGUGGUGGGAACGACAAAACUUGUCGUGUGUGGGACAUACAAACACAGCGGAUGCUUCAUCAGCUCGUAGGACACACCAAUAUCAUAACKUGUGUUCGGUUUGUGAGUGGAGGGCGAGGGGUCGUCACCGCUUCGAAAGAUCGCCAAAUAAAAGUGUGGGACAUUUCCAAACAAACGUAUCGAGAAUCAACAAAUAUCGUUCUAACAUCCAGCGCGAAUUCGAUCGAUAUUUCUGAGAAUUCCUAUACAAUGGUGUCUGGUCAUACAGAUGGAGGUCUUCGAUUCUGGGAUAUACGGACCGGGCAAAGGAAUGCCGAGAUCAAAAGUAUGUUGUUUUAUUUGAUACUUGUGAAGAACUUCUAYAUUUACAACUUGACUCCCGCUCAGCCAAUUUUAUCCUUAUUUUCAUCCUCCGCUCUGAUAUGUGUCGAUCACUGUGAUAGCUAUCCAYAAAUUUGCCGUUACGUCUGUGAAAUUUCACCCAUUAGACUGUUCCAAGGUUCUUACGAAUGGAAUGGAUUCGAAAAUCAAAAUCAUUGAUAUUCCCAGUUGCAAAGUGAUGCAAGAAUUCURUCAUAAAGACUUCAAUACUUCAUAUAAUUGGUCAUCCGCUGUAUUCAGUCCUAAUGGUAAGAGGUUUCCGUAUGUGCUUCAAUKUAAUUCAACAUGCACCUACUCACCCUAUCUGAUGUUGGCAAUUGGAUUGUUAUUCCAAAUUAUGUYAUGAUUUCUUUUGGGUGUUUCUCGCUAUUGUAUAGGUGAGUUUGUUGCAUCCGGAUCCUCCUCCACCGGUUUCGUCUUUGUAUGGAACGCGAAUGAUGGUAAAUUAGUUCGGAUGCUGGAAGGGGCGCACCAGUAUGCAGGGGUGUGUGGGAUUGUAUGGGGCGACGAGGGAGCACAAUCUGUCGACAAAACUGGGAAGCUUGUUUUGUGGUCCUGAUUCUUGGUUUCAAGGGCAGAAUAAAUGCUUUGGUUUGACGACGAUGGUUACCAUCUACGCGCAAAGCACUCAAUUCUGUCGGAAUUAAAAGCACAGAUAUGAACAAGAAGAGUAAUAACUAUUGAAGGAAAGAUUUCUUCCUUAAAUCAAAUACCAAACAGUAUAUAAAUACAUAUUUAUUUA